CCGGCCGGGAAAUUUGAGGAGUCAAAAAAGAAAAAAAAAGAAAAUCCAAAAAUAAAGUCAAGCUUUUCAUCAUUUUUGGUACAUUUCUUUGCAACAAGAUUGCAGUCGGGUCCUCGGUUCGCAUUCGAGUCGGUUCCAGUGGCCAGAACCGAAGUGGACUGGACCAAUCUGUCCAGAAUGCUACGACAACUCUCCGCCACACGGAGAAAGGCACUUCCGAGCGUGGCCCCACGCCGCGGCAGSCACAAAAACGUUCGGAGGGAGAACUACGAUUGCGGUGGUGUCGUUCGGGUUUCGUCGGGUAAUCCGUUGUGCCGGACCGUGGGUCGCUUCGAGGAGCGCCAGCGCCGCUACUUUCGGCACCACGUKCAGCAUCAUCACCAGCAACGGCGACAGCAAGGCGGGGGGUUCUCCUUCCAUCACAACUGCACCGAUCRUGCGACGCGKUGUGAUCUUUCCCGCAGAGACCUCCCGUCGUUUCAUCGCCUGCGGGCUUGCUAUUUUUCCAACGCGGCGGAACGGACCCUGGACGACGAGAACGCCGACGAUGACGCUGCGGUUCAUGYUGGCGGGGACCAAGCUCCAGACCAAGCGCCGGUGCACGCGAACCAAUCUACUGAGCACGAAGGAGAUCCUGGUUUGAAUCACRUUGGGAACCUCAAGCUGUGGUACCUGGAUCACCACGGAGAAAUCGGAAGCGUGGUUCAGGACGCUUUUGAAACGAAAAUGGUACAGAAUCCUAGCCAUAGUAUCCUGGUUCGAUGCGGUGGAGAUACGGACGCAGCGUUAUCUGGCAAGGGCCAGGAUGCCAUCGACGCCAUACAGCAAAUAUUCACGGCGUCGUUCACGUGUCCCGUCACGAACGAGCGAUACGAAGCCGGCAGGUUGUCCGGAUAUUUCGAUAUUGGCGACCAGAAUUUCUACAGCAAAAAAAAGGUUGCCCUACAGGCGGUUUCCGCGGUGGUGUUACRCCACAAGAUGGGGGCAAGCGACAGCARCCACGRCAACCCCAACACCAAAGCCGUCCUGGACAACGGCGAGGAGUACUCCUACCGAUUGCCGUCCACCAACGACCAAAACUCCCUCCGCCAAAGGCUUCAGGCAUUGUACAUGGMAAAAUUCAAGGUCAGCCCCACAAAGAGCCAAAGCCGAAUGACGAAGCAGUGCUUUGUUGGAAAAGAGCAAGGGGGGAGCUGGUGGACCGCCGCGUUCGUUUGCCCCGUYACGAGCCGAAUAUACGAAGCAGGAGACCUGCCGACAGMGUACGCACCAGACUCGAUGAAGAUGAACAAAGCCGGCCAAAUCUGGUACCGGAAAAAGUCCGAUGCGGUUCAUGCUUCGGCAUAUACCGCUAUCGAUUCCAUAGACUGGGAUGCAGAACUCUCCACGCUCGAGGAGGAUAAAUCCAAAACGGCUCCCGCCGAGCUGGAACAAUCUGCAAGAUCAACAGAUGUUUUGCGUGCUCUCUCGUUUUGGUUUUUGGAACAGCAGGGACAUACCGAUCUGGAUCUAUCGAUCGAAGAAAAUUUUGUGGUCACGGCCGGAACCGACGACAAAGGCCGGGAAGUGUGGACGGCAUCCUUUCUUUGCCCUCUUACCGGCGAACGGUUCGAUUCGGGGACAAUAAAUACCAACGACGCAGUCCCGGUCGCCGAAAUCGACCACCUGAAUUGGUACACCRACCGAGACACUGCCCUCAGGGCAGCCUCUCUCAGGGCAUACGAUGCCUUCCACUUUCGAGACACGGGGGUCACGGAUCCGCGAUUCUGCAGGGAAGAUCCCACCGAUUUCACCACAGGCAACGUAAGGGUUGGUGGCGAGGACAUCGACARUGACAGUGAGAAUGAUGAAGAUACAUAUACAGCCGACGAUUUGAUUGGUUACGAGGAGGAUGAGGAAGAUUUCAUCAUUGAAGUCAUUCCACAGCAGUUGAAUCUGUCCCGAGGGUUAGAGAGUGGUUCGAGCAAAACAUUGGACAUCAUUGCACAGGCGUGGAUUGAUUCAACGGUAGUUCCCAGCAGCGAAGAAAGCCCCAAACACGAGAUACAAAAGCUCCAAAAUAUAUACAGUGAACGACAAAGGACUAUCAAUAGGGCAAUGGAGUGGGUAUCCAAGCAAAAGCACGACUCAGUGAAGGAAACAAAYGAUCGAACCCAGUUCGAUGUGACAGGAAGAAUAUGCAACCUGAAGAUUGCGAAUGCUAUUCUUUCCUCUCUAGCRAAGAACCACCAACGCAUUCCCUUUGAUUCACGACCAGCCGGGGUGGAAAAGUGCGCAGCUGCCAUUCUCGAAAGCAUGUGGUCGUCGGAAUCGACGAUUCCCGAUGCCCAGUCGUACGCAUUGUACCUGAAGUGUCUCGAGGGGGAAACAGCCAAGGAGGUUGCAGGAAGAGCCCAAGAAAUUAUAAGUGCGAUGGAAUCGGGCGAUGAAUACAAUGGUAGGUUUCUACCGAAACCGAACGAGGCUGUUCACAGCAUUCUUGCCGAAUUAAACGCGUUGGCGGGAAUUUCUCCCCSAGACACCAUCCGCGGUUGUGAAAGCCUCGAUCGCAAUGUUCAUCUUUGCCAUUUAUCUGCCAUGGCCCACAAYCCAACCAUGUUUGAUGCCAAACUUGCCAYCGAGUGCAUCGAUCAAAUGAGAACUCUGUCAGAAACCCAUARUUGCCCUUCAUUACAGCCUGAUAUUGAAGCUUACAACGCACCACUUCGUUGGAGUGGCGGAUCGCUAAGGUCACGGCUUUAUUCGAGAGUAAUCCCUUGGGAUUCCUACAGCGAGAUUUUUGAGGAUGGAUUCGUAUCGGAAUCGAAUGCUGCUGCGUUGCUGGAGMAGGCAGCGAAAGUUGAGGAAUGGAUCGAAAUGAUGAAGUCGAAAACAGAAAACGACGAUGCUCUGGCUCCAAAUAUUGAGACUUACGAAAGUCUUAUUCAAGCGUGGGUACGCUGUGGGAGCAUGGAAAGCCUUUUGCGGGCAGAGACGAUUGCAAAUAAUCUAAUARCUGGUGACUACCCAUGUAUCCGGCCCCGACUUCAGACUUUUUAUCCAAUCAUCGGUGCAUGGGUAUAUUCUGGAUGCGACGAAGGCCCCCAGAGUGUGGAAUCAUGGAUAGAUCGGAUCCUUCUUCUACAGUUAGAACCGGACAUAGAUUCCCGCCUCGGUUUUCCUCAUCUUUCAAUUAUGAGUCAACUCUCACUGCAGCGACAGAUUCUCAAGCAGUCGGGUGACACUCCUGACUCCAUGAGCCGUAUAAAGGAGAGUGCAAUUAAGAGCAAUGAAAUUCUUCGAAGUAUAAUUGAGGAACAAAACAACGCCGCAGAGUUCAGAAUCGGGAGUGACAUGUUCAUGCUAGUYAUCAAUGCCUGGUGUAAUGUUGCCUCUACUGCCUUAUCACAAAAUAUAAUGGAAGAGGUCAGGCAAUGCUCUCGAGAGAUACAAAAGGUUGUGAAUCUCUUUGAUGAAAUGUUAAUUUCGCUCAAUAUGGCAGACGAUUCACAGGAGGAGAAUCAGUCAAAAUACUCCAGAUUGCUAAAUGAAGCUCCUUCKGUCUAUGGUGCUCAGAUUGCAGCACURAACAAGUUACAGACAGAUUUUGAUGUUUCCCAUGAGGGAUCCUGGAGUGACGAUGGCCUUAGGCAACAACAGAUCUUCAUAGAGGAAAAGAUUCGAAGAUUGGAAGAGUUCAAUUUCUUUUUCUCGGGAGAUAASAACGUCAAAAUAGCCGAUUCCCAGAAUUGCAAUUCAGAAGUCAAUAUUAUGUCACCCUUUCCAAACGAAGUUUACAUGACAGAUCCUUCUUGCAGAGACUGGGCUGAUUUUAUUUAUCUAUCCCUUGAUAGUAUUGAAAAAGGAACCAACAAUUUUUCUCACGGAGAAGCUGAUUUCCUUCGGMUAUGCACCCUAAUUACAAGAGUUACAUCUAGCGCAAUGCCUUCGGUUUUGACCUCUGAAUCUAGAGACCAGAUUUUUCACAAAGUUAUUGACCUMCUGGAAAUUUACGGCAGUCAAAACCAGGAUCGCAUGACGGUUGUUUCUACACUUGUUCAAUCAUUGAAAAAGYGUGUAGGGACUCAACAAGACAAAGAAACGAAGUCUUUGCAUGGAUGCAUUCUCAGGUGUGGAACAAAUGAACAAUUGGACGAAGARGAUGCCAACGAUUUAACCGUUGCCMAUGUCCAAACAAAACGAAAAAUGAGGAGGAAGAGGUCUCGUGGGAACGAAUUACAAGGAAGCUCGUAUUCUCGUUCAAGAGUACCAAACCGCUCACUGUCAAGGCGCUCUCGUUCGCAUCGUGUUAAAUCAAAUAAUUGAAAUGAAUAAAAUGYACCAAAUAUG
This is a messenger RNA of Pseudo-nitzschia multistriata, 4329 nucleotides long. NCBI's taxonomy places the organism in Eukaryota, Bacillariophyta, Bacillariophyceae, Bacillariales, Bacillariaceae. The record is from the annotation of a GenBank genome assembly.